AUGGCUCUGCUGAAGGUUCUGCUGCUGCUGGGUCUGGGUGUUUCAGUGAACUCAGAUGUUUCUCUGCAGAAGAGAAUCAUUGGAGGUCAAAACUGUCCUGACACAGAGCGUCUUUAUCAUGUUCGGCUGGAGAGCAGCAAUGGUACUCAUUUGCACCACUGUGGAGGAUCUCUGAUCCACUCUUGGUGGAUUCUCACUGCAGCUCACUGCUGGGCGUUUGAGCCAGGAUGGACUAAUGCAAUAGUGAUAAAUGUUCAUCCACGGACUGCUGGGGAGCAGAGAAGGAUGAUCCAACAAGCUCCUGUGAUUUAUACUCAAGGAGGCAGGCAGCACGACAUCAUGUUGCUGGCGCUUGAGAGAUCAAUAACAGAUUUCCCACUUGCUCCGCUACCAGACUGCAGGCAUAAAAUUAGAGUAGGCCAUGUUGUUCAGCUGGCAGGAGAGGGAGCAACAACAACCGGCCCCAAUAAUCAGCGAUUACCCCCUGGUGCUGCUAUUCCACCACAUCUUCAAUGUGUCGACAUGAGAGUUGUUCGGACUUUCCUCAACGUGCCGACACGUGGGCAUGUAUUCUAUGCUGCAGCACCGAACAAGGAUAUCUGCUAUGGUGACCCUGGUGGAGCAGCGAUGCACAACCACAUGAUUUAUGGUGUGAUUUCUCUUGGUGGAGCAAAUGCAUGUGAGAGUCCAGUUACCAUCUUGAAUGUGUGUGAAUACAAGGACUGGAUUAGAACUACACUUGGGAUCGACUAA
This is a messenger RNA of Xiphophorus maculatus (southern platyfish), 753 nucleotides long. Its product is annotated as anionic trypsin-2-like. Gene Ontology annotation, biological process: proteolysis. NCBI's taxonomy places the organism in Eukaryota, Metazoa, Chordata, Actinopteri, Cyprinodontiformes, Poeciliidae. The transcript is spliced from 6 exons. The coding region runs from base 1 to 753 and encodes 250 amino acids. The record is from RefSeq and is a predicted model, not a curated record. Gene Ontology annotation, molecular function: serine-type endopeptidase activity.